Molecule: messenger RNA, 2955 nt
Organism: Parastagonospora nodorum SN15
Lineage: Eukaryota; Fungi; Ascomycota; Dothideomycetes; Pleosporales; Phaeosphaeriaceae
Exons: 9
Coding region: 1-2955 (984 amino acids)
Biological process (GO): protein import into nucleus
Cellular component (GO): nuclear envelope; cytosol
Molecular function (GO): small GTPase binding
Source: RefSeq, a predicted model, not a curated record
AUGAACGCCGAGUUCAGCGCCAUAGAGGUGCCCGGCGAGGCCAAUCCCUUGACCGAGGGCAUCCUCUACCAUGUCCUGCGCUCAGCAUCUUCGACGGACCCAAACCAGAUCCAGACUGCAUGGGAGAAGUCGAGUGGCUUCUACCCACUGCUGCAGUCUGUCUUCCUCGACAAAGUCUCUCCCAAUCGAAGUCCGCUUACCUUCGCCAUCAUUCAACUCAAGAACGGCAUCGACAAAUACUGGCGGAAGACUGCGGUCAAUGCCGUGAGCAAAGAAGACAAAGCUGCCAUCCGAUCGCGGCUACUCGAGAGUGCAGUCAACGAAGCCGACCAGCGCCUGGCCCUGCAGAACGCUCUCGUCGUUGCCAAGAUUGUGCGCUUUGAGUUCCCCAAUGACUGGCCAGAUCUCUUCGAGCAGCUACUCCAAAUCCUCCGCGCUUCGACCGACCCUAAUGCCUACCGCCUCCAACUUCCUCGCGCCCUACUCAUCGUGCUGUAUAUUGUCAAGGAAUUAUCUACAGGCCGUUUAAUGCGAACACGCCAGAACCUACAAGCCGUUGCGCCAGAGAUCCUCAAUGUCCUGGGCACUAUAUACGUGAGCAAGGUACAAAGCUGGCAGUCCUUCUUCCGCGAUGGCGGAGACGACGAAGGAGAUGCUAUUCAGAGCAUCGAGACUAGUCUCCUCGCUAUCAAGGUCAUCCGACGACUACUCAUUGCAGGAUACGACUUUCCGGGUCGCGAGAAAGAUGUCCAAGAAUUCUGGACAAUGAGCCGGACGCACUUCGGGGAUUUCUUCCAAUACGUCGCGUCAGACGAGUCGCCUCUUGCUCCCAGUGUUCAGAAGCUAGUCGAAAAGCAUCUGCUGCAGUUGUCAAAGCUACAUAUGAAUAUGGCUGUAACUCAUCCUGCAGCGUUCGCUCUUCUACCAAAUUCGCUAGAUCUUGUACGCGACUACUGGAGUCUUGUCUCCAAACUAGGCGAGACUUGGGGCUCCAAGUCAUUAGACGGUGCGAAAAUUGGCACUGAUGGAGAUGCCGACGACGAGACGCCCAUUCUCGAGCGUUUAGGCUUAAAAGGGCUCCUCAUCAUCCGUGCAUGUGUGAAGAUGGUCUUCUACCCUGCUCAGAGCUUUCGAUACAAGCAGCAACAGGAAAAGGACGAGAGAGCGCAAGCAACUAGUGAGAUCAAGUCACAGCUCCUAACUGACGACCUGGUACGAGAAAUGAUUUCCGCAAUCGUCACCCGCUUCUUUGUCUUCCGACCCAGCGAUCUCCGCAUGUGGGAGGAAGACCCCGAUGAAUGGGAGAAGAUGGAAGAAGGCGGCGAAGAUUGGGAGUUCGCCAUCCGUCCAUGCGCCGAGAAGCUAUUCUUAGACCUCGCGAAGAAUUUCAAAGAAUUGAUCAUUCAGCCUCUGCUCCAAGUCUUUUACACUGUUGCAACUAUUGGCCUUGCCGCCGAUGUCCUUCACGAUCAGCUCGACUUCGACUCCUUUAUUGAGAACACGCUUGUCCCCGGCUACAACAUCAUUCGACGCAGGAUUGCCAUUAUCAUCUCGCAAUGGAUAUCUAUCAAAAUUGCAAAGGAGAAGAAGCCGAUCGUUUACCAAAUCUUCCAGCAUCUGAUGGACAAAAAUGAUCCAUUGAAUGAUCAGGUAGUUCGAGUCACGGCUGGCCGCAAGUUUAUGGAAAUAGCAAAUGAGUGGGAGUUUAGUGCAGAAAACUUCCUACCGUACGCGCCAGUCACGUUAGAUCGGCUCAUGGCCCUAGUACAAGAAGUCGAGUUGGCCGAAACGAAGAUGGCGUUGCUGAAUACGAUCAGCAUUGUCGUGGAAAGACUGGAGCACAAUUCUGGAGAUGAGCAUCUAAUGAAGCAGGCGAUCCUGACUAUGCUGUCCCGUCUCACAAACGCAAUGAAAGCCGACUCGCGAGUCUUCCACGUCUCCUUCCUACCCAUCAUCCAAUCUGCUAUAGAACCCGGUUCGGAGACCCAAGUAUACCUGCUCGAAGAUGCGCUCGAUCUCUGGUCAUCGAUCAUUGCACAGACGCCUUCAGCCCCUGAGCCUACGCCUCCUGAACUCCUUAACCUAUUGCAGUAUCUACUGCCGUUGUUCACGAUGGACAACGAUACUCUCCGCAAAGCUAUUGAGAUUGCAGAAGCAUACCUCCUCCUAGCGCCCGCCGCCGUUCUCGCAGACAGCUUCCGUCCUGCGAUCCUGCAAGCUCUUGCCGAACUGCAAGGCACCUUGAAACCAGAAGCCAACGGCAUCAUGACGCACCUGGUACAAUGCAUUAUUCGCGGCGCAGAAGGUGUCGGCGGCGAAAAUGCUGUCAAGAUUCUCACUCAAGACCUCAUCUCUACAGGCUUCCUCGCAAAGGUCCUGGAGGGUCUACAUGGCGCAUGGCAACACCAUCAAUCCCACGGCCCGUAUCGAGAACUCCCAGCUGGCGCUGUCGACGGUGUUGUUGAGACAGACUAUUUCACCGUCUUAGCGCGGGUAGGACUCGCUAGCCCAUCUACCUUGCUUUCUGCAGUAAGGUCUGUGGGUGGUGAGGGUGUGUGGGACUGGCUACUUGAAGAAUGGUUCAGUCACAUCGAGAACAUCGGAGACGGCCCAGGAAAGAAAUUGAUGACGCUCAUCCUCACACGACUCUUAGGAGAAGAUGCAGGACUCAUGUUGCCCAAAUUGCAGAGUCUGAUGACGGCUUGGACGGACGUCCUGGGCGAGUUGUUGGAUGAACCUUAUCAUCCAACCGAACCCGAGGCCCCUGAGGAUAUACGCAAGCGCGAACUCAUCUACAGCGAUCCCGUGCACCAAAUCAACCUCGUUGCUUUCGUGCGUGAGCAAUUGCAACAAGCGGUGCAAGCGGCAGGAGGCGAGCAGAGGUUCCAAGAAGAUUGGUUGGCAAAUGUGGAUAAGGAUGUUGUCAAGGGCUUUGGUGAGUUGGGCAUCAUGUAA